Molecule: messenger RNA, 6859 nt
Organism: Acipenser ruthenus (sterlet)
Lineage: Eukaryota; Metazoa; Chordata; Actinopteri; Acipenseriformes; Acipenseridae
Product: electroneutral sodium bicarbonate exchanger 1
Exons: 25
Coding region: 396-3692 (1098 amino acids)
Biological process (GO): monoatomic anion transport; regulation of intracellular pH; transmembrane transport
Cellular component (GO): plasma membrane
Molecular function (GO): solute:inorganic anion antiporter activity; sodium:bicarbonate symporter activity; monoatomic anion transmembrane transporter activity
Source: RefSeq, a predicted model, not a curated record
GGAAACUUUUUUAUUUUGUUUAAACAAAUUGAGUUCACCUGCCCAUCGGAACACUGGGUGCAUCGUUCAAUACCUGACUCAAUUUUAAUAACCGGCAGUGGCGUGGCUCCUGACGGCCCCCUGUCCUCCUAUUGGGCGGCGGGCUAGUGAUGCUCCGACACCCCCCCGAAUACACGGUCAGAGCCGCACACGCAGCGCUGUGUUACCGCCUCAGCUGCGCUGGACCGCCGGAGUCUGUUGCCAGCCAAACACACUGUAGCACAGCGGCAGUGGCGAUACUGUUGUGGCGGAUGCUGAAUACUGUACUUGGGGGAAAAAAAAGGCUGACCAGAACGGAUUGACCCUCGACUCCGGUUCGGAAGAAGGCUAGAAACAACAGCACGUACAAUUCAGCAAUGCCUGCCGGAAGCAACGACCCCGAAUGCAUUUUGAGCUACCAGAGGCCCGAUGAAGAGGCAGUGGUUGAUCAAGGAGGGACGAGCUCUGUUCUGAACAUACACUACGAGAAGGAGGAGCUAGAAGGUCACAGGACGCUGUAUGUGGGCGUUCGGAUGCCGAUGGAGAGACAGAGCCACCGGCAUCAUCGCCCCCAUGGGCCGAAACACAGGAAGAGGGACCGGAUAAAGGGGACGAUCCAGGAAGAGGGGCCCUCGCACGAUACCCCGUCCCAGCGUGUCCAGUUCAUCCUGGGGACGGAGGACGACGACGAGGAGCACGUCCCCCAUGACCUGUUCACGGAGCUGGACGAGAUCUGUGUGAAGCAGGGCCAGAACACGGAGUGGAAGGAGACGGCCAGGUGGCUGAAGUUCGAGGAGGAUGUGGAGGACGGAGGAGACCGCUGGAGCAAGCCCUACGUGGCCACGCUGUCCCUGCACAGCCUGUUCGAGCUGCGCAGCUGCCUCAUCAAUGGAACCGUGCUGCUGGACAUGCGAGCAAGCACCAUCGAGGAGAUCGCAGACAUGGUCCUGGACCAGCAGGAGGCCUCCAUGGAGCUGGACGAGAGCGUCAGGGUGAAGGUGCGGGAGGCCCUGCUCAAGAAGCACCACCACCAGAUCGAGAAGAAGAGGAACAACCUGCUCCCCAUGGUGCGGUCCUUCACAGAGGCCGGCAAGAAGCAGUCUGAGCCCCACUCCAUGGACAAGAACGGUCAAACUGUGCCCCCCCAGGCGGUCCCAACGAACCAAGAGAUGAAGAACGGGGUGCAUCACGAAAACAGCACCGCGGACCUGAGCAAGGUGGACCUUCACUUCAUGAAGAAGAUCCCAGUGGGAGCAGAGGCCUCCAACGUGCUGGUGGGAGAGCUGGACUUCCUGGAGAGCCCCAUCGUGGCCUUUGUGCGCCUCUCCCCGGCCGUGCUGCUGACCGGACUCACCGAGGUGCCCAUUCCUACACGAUUCCUGUUCAUCUUGCUGGGGCCCAACGGGAAGGCGCAGCAGUACCAUGAGAUUGGCAGAUCCAUGGCGACCAUCAUGACCGACGAGAUCUUCCACGACGUGGCGUACAAGGCGAAGGACCGCAGGGACCUGCUGGCCGGGGUGGAUGAGUUCCUGGACCAGGUGACCGUGCUGCCCCCCGGGGAGUGGGACCCCUCCAUACGCAUCGAGCCCCCCAAGAACGUCCCGUCACAGGAGAAGAGGAAGAUGCCGGGCGUUCCCAACGGGACGAUCAGCCUCGCCGACCCGGAGCCCCACGGAGAACACAGCGGACCUGAACUGCAGCGCACCGGCAGGCUGUUCGGAGGGCUGUUCCUGGACGUGAAGCGCAAAGCCCCGUUCUACUGGAGCGAUUACCGUGACUCGCUGAACCUGCAGUGCGUGGCCUCCUUCCUGUUCCUGUACUGCGCAUGCAUGUCCCCCGUCAUCACCUUCGGAGGGCUGCUGGGAGAGGCCACGGAGGGACGCAUUAGCGCCAUCGAGUCUCUGUUCGGAGCCUCCAUGACGGGCAUCGCGUACUCCUUGUUUGCUGGGCAGCCCCUCACCAUACUGGGGAGCACGGGCCCCGUGCUGGUGUUUGAGAAGAUUCUCUUCAAGUUCUGCAAAGACUUCCAGCUGUCCUACCUGUCUCUGCGCACCUGCAUCGGGCUCUGGACGGCCAUCCUGUGCCUGCUGCUGGUGGCCACGGACGCCAGCUCCCUGGUGUGCUACAUCACACGCUUCACCGAGGAAGCCUUCGCCUCGCUCAUCUGCCUCAUCUUCAUCUACGAGGCCAUCGAGAAGCUCCUCCACCUGGGGGAGCUGUACCCCAUAAACAUGAACUCUGAGCUUGACAAGCUCACACUGUACUACUGCAGGUGUUCGGAGCCGGACAACCCCAGUAAUGAGACACUGAAACACUGGGAGCAGAACAACAUCACAGCAUCUUCAGCCAACUGGGCAAACCUGACUGUGGAGAAGUGCCGCAGCUUGCACGGUGAGUUCGUGGGCCCCUCCUGCGGUCAUCACGGGCCCUACACCCCCGACGUGCUCUUCUGGUCGGCCAUCCUUUUCUUCGCCACCUUUGCCAUGUCCAGCUUCCUCAAGCAGUUCAAGACCAGCCGCUAUUUCCCCACCAGGGUGCGGUCCAUGGUGAGCGACUUUGCUGUGUUCCUGACCAUUGUCACGAUGGUGCUCAUCGACUACGCCUUAGGAAUCCCCUCACAGAAGCUCAGAGUGCCCAGAGACUUCAAGCCCACCCGAGAUGACCGAGGCUGGCUCAUUAGCCCGAUCGGUCCAAACCCCUGGUGGACGGUUGUAGCAGCGAUCAUCCCGGCUCUCCUCUGCACCAUCCUCAUCUUCAUGGACCAGCAGAUCACGGCGGUCAUCAUCAACAGGAAGGAGCACAAACUCGUGAAGGGGUGUGGAUACCACCUGGAUCUGCUCGUGGUGGGUGUCAUGCUGGGCGUGUGCUCCAUCAUGGGGCUGCCGUGGUUCGUGGCUGCCACGGUCCUCUCCAUCAGCCACGUGAACAGCCUGAAGCUGGAGUCGGAGUGCUCGGCUCCGGGGGAGCAGCCCAAAUUCCUGGGGAUCCGUGAGCAGCGUCUCACCGGGCUCAUGAUCUUCGUUCUCAUGGGCUGCUCCGUCUUCAUGACCGGAGUCCUGCAGUUCAUCCCCAUGCCUGUGCUGUACGGUGUGUUCCUCUACAUGGGGGUCUCCUCGCUGAAGGGAAUUCAGUUCUUUGACCGGUUGAAGCUGUUCGCGAUGCCCCCGAAGCACCAGCCGGACUUCAUCUACCUGAGGCACGUGCCCCUGCGCAAGGUGCACCUCUUCACCAUCAUCCAGCUCACCUGCCUCGUGCUGCUCUGGGUCAUCAAAGCCUCACCCGCCGCCAUCGUCUUCCCCAUGAUGGUGCUGGCGCUGGUGUUUAUCCGCAAGCUGAUGGACCUGGGCUUCUCCAAGCGAGAGCUGAGCUGGCUGGACGACCUCAUGCCAGAGAGCAAGAAGAAGAAGCUGGAUGACGCCUCGCAGAGGGCUAAAGAGCAGGAGGAAUCUGCAAAGAUGUUGGAGGCGGCACCAGAGGACAAGCCAGUCGAGAUCCCGAUGGAGAGCAGCACCCUGCUCCACAGCCCCGGGAAGAACAACAACUCCAAGUGUGACCCAUCUGACAUUAAUAUCUCUGAUGAAAUGUCUAGAACUGCGGUGUGGAAAGCUCUUGGUAAGAACACUGACGGCUCUAAUCUCAAGGACGUCCCAGUUUCUACUACAAGGAAUGUUUGAAACUGAGUACUUGGCUGUGAAGAUGUUCAUGAACACAGCAUGGUGACUCAGGGAAGACCUUCAGCACUCUGUGCCAGCAGACUCUGCAAAGACACGGCAAAGCAGGGCGACCUCUCAACUGUAUCACUGGGCAGUCAAGAGACCCCCCUCCCCCCUCCCCCACUGUAGCAGGGAGCAGGGUUCCCCUCCGACACAUAGACCAGAUUUAAAACCAUUCUUAUGAUAACAGCAGAGUUGUGUUAAUUACACCGCAGUCCGUUAUAAUGCGUUACAAAAUAUUCAUUCUUUAAGAAAUUUUGAAUGUAAGAAAAACAAUGUUGUUUGGAAAUUUAAUAGUUAAUUAGCAGGGUUUUUUUAUAAUUUAUUACGUUUCUUAAUAUUUUAAAUGUGUUUUAAUUGUUUAUGUAUUUAUUAAUUUAUUUAUUUAGGCACUGAAUAAUAAAAGUUAUUUUUUAUUUUUAUUCUAAUCUAGUUUGUGAAAUGUGAUAUUACUAUAGCUGGUCUAUUUUAUCUCAUUUCUCGCAAAAUUAUCUUGAGAGCAAUUCAUCUCCUACACCUCAGUCUGCACCCUCCUUAACUUUGCUGGAGAGAGAGAGAGAGAUCGUUUCCAGUUCUGCUUCUCACACGUCCGUCGGCAUCCUGUCUGUUACUGAAGCUGUCAGACUGGGAGGGGAAGGACACGGCCGAGGGAGCACUUACACACUUUUUAUUUAAUGCGUACGUUGUCUUGUUUAUGCACUUUAUUGAACAGGGACUGGUCUUGAAAACUCAAAGCAAGGUGUCGUAUAGCCAUAUAUCAGCAUCGACUAGAGCCAUUCACCCAAACUGAAACCUUUAUUAAAAAUAAUUAAUAAAAAGCCAACAAUAAUACUUUAAAAGUCACUUUGCAAACCCCAUUGUCAAUUACAUGAAGGGGUUGUGCACAAAUCAUUUAUUAAACGCCUUUAAAAACACACACCAGCUGAACCAAAGCAAUGCUGGUAAUACAGCAGACUCUCUCGUCCACAUAGGGAAAGCUGCAGUCGGUAGAUUUGCAGUGUUUAGUAAUAGUGUCAAUCUGCAACGUGUUUUUAAGCCUCGUGUGGAUGGAGAACAUGGUUCAGGGCUUCGUUUAAAAGGGAUUCAGGACUAAUCAGAAUUACAACUUGCGUCCCCCCAUUGGAACCUGUUAGUAGCAGCUACACCAGAGGAGGGUAGAUCACGCACUCAGAACGUCAACCACAAAGCAUCCGGAACAUUUAAACCACAACAGGUUCUAUAGAAACAGAUUACCUACGUUAAUAUCAGGGUUUGUCUUUUUUUUUUUUUUUUUUUAAUUUAGAUUUAGUGACUUGUAUGUUUGCAAGUGUUCAGUGGCUGCCUUGAAUCAAGUUGAGAGUGCUCUUUCUCUUACGCCGUUUCUAUGACGGACUAAGCACAGAAUGUACGAGAGACGCACUCUCAACUGGAUUAGAAGCAACUACCUAACACCUGGAAACAUGCUAGCAAUGAAAACCAGGUCGCACUACACCAGAACACGAUUCAAACUGCCACGAUCGCAAGCACAGGUUUGACCACCACAUUUUCUUCACUUCUAAAAGACGUGCACUGUAUGGUAAACGCAACGAAAGGAGGCUUGGUGGUCCAGUGGUUAGAGAAAGGGGCUUGUUACCAGGAGGUUCCAGGUUCAAUCCCAGCCACUGACUCACUGUGUGUGACCCUGAGCAAGUCGCUUAACCUCCUUGUGCUCCGUCCUUCGGAUGAGACAUAAAACAAACAAGCUCCUAUUGGAAGCGACUCUGCAGCAGAUGCAUAGUUCACCCCCUAGUCUCUGUACGUCGUUUCGGAAAAAAAGACCAAUUAAUAAAAAAAUAAUACAAAAGCUAUCAAAGCACACACUACGACAGCGCAGUAUCGAGAAAAGGCACCAAGAGCGAACGCAUGCAUUAGUCUAGCUGGGGUAAGAAAAUCCAUUCUGUUUCAUCAGUGACUACUGCAAUAAUCUCAAUCCAACACUAUGAAUAUUAUUGAUAGGAACAAAACCUUUAAAAUGCAUUAGUCUGGGUUCUUAAGAAUCAGUUUCCAUUUUAACACCUCAGUGCUGAAUUUAUGUAAUUUAUGUAAUACAUAUUUUAAAAAAAGAGCUUUGGGAAAGAAUGGGUGAGUGGAAAGUGAAGGCACUUUUUCUAGUGUAUAAUUUCUUAGUAAUCUGCGCAAUGUAAGUAAUGUGUAGAAAUAGAGAUUAUAUAUAAUUUGUUUUAAGAAAACAAAAAAAGUUAUAUGUAUUAUAUCAAUAAUGUAUUUUAUUGUAAAAAGAAAAGUCUUUAAAAAGCUCUGUUAGUCGUGUAACCAGAAGUGCACAUGUUCUGUAAACCAUGUAAGACUUUGAAAUUUGGAUUUGCAGAGAGAAGCAGGUGUUGUACUGUACCAAUGUAUUUUUUAGUGCAAGUCUCUCUCAAACCGCUCCGAAGCCAUGUCCUAAAUCUAGAUUUUACAAGUCUGGCCUAAAUAUAUAUUACUGGGGAAAAUGUACAAGUGAAGUAAUGUGCUUGAAGAAUAUUUCAGACGCGGUUACUCUGUGAAUUGUUCUGUACUGUCAUGUUGAUGCUGUCGUGUGGCGCCUCAUAACUAGCUGCUCAGGCAGUGCAGUGGAUACUAGAUACCUGUUUGUUAAAGUGAAUGUGUUUACCUGUCAACUGCAAUACCAUCCUAUUGUACCACUGUGUGUGUAAAUUAAAGAGACACGUUCACUCUCUCGACGAGAGAAGCAAUUCCAAUCGAUUCUUACAUGUGCUCGAAUAAACCAAUCCAAAAGGUGCAUUGAAGUGCUGAUUAUUUGUGCAUGUAAGCUCUGCGAACAAAUUGUAGAGUUGAGAGUGGGGGUCCAAUCUCGGUCCUGGAGGGUCGCUCCACUCCAUAUUUAACAGGUAAAAUGAACCUAAAUUUACCCCAACGAAGUCCAAACCCCUGUUAUUUCCUGUUGCACCUGCCUCGCCUCUCACUCGCGUCCAGCACCUAGGUAACAACCUCAGGUGUGUGUUAUUAAACUCCUAGUAAACAAUUGAUCAAACUGCAAUGUAGAGAGACUUAUUCCCAUCCCUGCAGUUAGAAAAGGGUUGAGAGCCAUUGCAACAGAGGACUAAAUGCUCUGUCCUAAAGGUAAUCUGCAAAUCAACUGCAAUCCUGCC